AUGGUAGAUAUGGGAAACCAAGGGGUUGAGGUCGAACCUCCCAGGGUCGAACAACCAGUACCAAUAGAGAGGGAACCAAGAGUAUUGGUGGUGAAUAGGAAUCAGGUUGCUGACGAAUUCAUACGUCAAGUUCGACGUAAUAAUAUGGCAACAGAUAAAAAUUUGGCAACCAUGGUCGAAAGGAUUAUGACACCAAAUAGGGCAAACGUUGGCCUCCAUAGGCCAAACUAUACGUCACUAUUAUCUGAGUAUAUUUUGCGGUCAGAGUUACCCCCUAGAUGGAAAGUGCCAAAUUUUAUGAAAUUCUCUAGGGACACUAGCGAAUCUACUGUCGAACAUGUGGCAAGGUACCUAAUAAAAUUAGGGGAUAUCGCAAAUAAUGAGAAUCUGAUAUCGAAGAUUACUCUGAAGGAAUUGACUAACAUUAAGCGUAAAUUCACUGAGCUAAUCGACGAAUAUCUUAAUAGGUUCCAUUUGCUAAAGGCAAGAGUUCGACAAGUAGAGCACCUGAAGGCUGAAAAAGCCAGGGUGAAUAAGAAUAACAUGAGAGAAAGAGUAGCCUAUGUCGAAUUAUAUGGAGAUGAUCAAGAGACAUAUAAUGACUUUUUAGAUUUCGACGAAAGUGAGAUUGAUCUCGUUGAAUUAAAAUAA
Messenger RNA from Lathyrus oleraceus (garden pea), 651 nucleotides. RefSeq lists its product as uncharacterized. The record is from RefSeq and is a predicted model, not a curated record. The transcript is spliced from 3 exons. The coding region runs from base 1 to 651 and encodes 216 amino acids. NCBI's taxonomy places the organism in Eukaryota, Viridiplantae, Streptophyta, Magnoliopsida, Fabales, Fabaceae.